This is a messenger RNA of Lolium perenne, 2926 nucleotides long. Its product is annotated as flowering time control protein FPA. The record is from RefSeq and is a predicted model, not a curated record. Lineage: Eukaryota; Viridiplantae; Streptophyta; Magnoliopsida; Poales; Poaceae. Gene Ontology annotation, molecular function: RNA binding.
CCUACCCAACCCCACUCCCGCAAGAGAUCCAGAAAUCAAUCCCCAUCCCGACGCAGGGUUCCGGCGAUCUCCCAGCCCCCGGCUCGAUGUCGUCGGAGCCGCCGCCCGCGGAGGCCGCCGAGGCGUCGGCCUCUCCCCCGAAGGUAUCCCCCGGUGGCGCCGGAGUCGGAGGCAUAGGCGGCGCCGCCCCGCCGGGGGCGGCCUCCCACGAGACGAACACGCUCUGGGUGGGCAACCUGCCCACGCACGCGGGCGAGGACGACGUCAUGGCGGCCUUCGUCCCGCACGGCGCGCUCGACUGCGCCCUCUCGCGCGCCGGCGCCCGCAGCUACGCGUUCGUGCUAUUCCGCGCCGUCGCCGAGUCCCGGGCCGCCCUCGAGGCGCUCCGCGGAUCCAGGGUGAAGGGCUCCGCCAUCCGGAUCGAGUUCGCGCGGCCGGCCAGAGCUGUUAGGAACUUAUGGAUUGGCGGAAUCAGUCCAGCAAUUUCAAAGCAGGAGCUGCAGGAGGAGUUUCAGAAGUUUGGGAAGAUUGAAGGUGUUGCAUUCUCCCGUGAUCAGACUUCUGCAUACAUCGAUUUUGAGAAGCUGGAAGAUGCGAUUUCUGCGCAUAGAGCGUUGAAUGGGACUGAGUUAGGUGGCAAGGAAUUGUGUGUUGAUUUCCAGAGGUCCAGGGGCAGAGCGGAACGGCCGGAAGCGGGCAACUUCAAUAGUAGAGGAUCCGUGCCUCCUGGUGAAAUGGGAGUUGGGCAUGUAAAGGCUUCUGCUGGAGUACGAGCGCGAGAAGCAGACCCUUCCAAUGUUCUGUGGGUAGGUUUUCCCAAUACACAUAAACUUAACGAGGAGGCACUUCGACGAGCCAUGGCAGCACAUGGUGUGGUUACAAACAUUAAAGUUUUUCCAGAAAGGCAAUAUGCUUUUGUGGAGUUUGCAACCAUCGAAGGAGCUUUUAAAGCCAAGAAUCUCCUAGAUGGUCGCCUUUUCAAUGAUAAUAGGAUUCAUGUUGUUUUCUCCAACAGUGGGCUAGCACCCAGUAAACUUGAUAACCUAACACCACCUGCUGGGUUACCUGGAUCUGACAUGUACAGUGACAGUCCGUAUGCCGCUCCUGAUUAUUUUGGUCCUGGUCGUGCCACUUCACAGGGUUAUGAUCCUCGCCAUGGAAGAUCAGGAUACUUGGACUAUGGUGCUGUGCCAGUACCUGGUGGUAUCCUUCCAGCACCUGAACAUGGCUCAUCUUUCUCGACUGGACGUUCUGCUCAGAAUGCAUUUGAUCCGAGAGAUGCCAAAAGGACGAGGAUGGAUGGUGGUGCAGACCGUUAUUAUGUAAGGGCAGGCAGCGAGGCAGUUCAUCCAGUUCGGUUCGCUCACCAGGAUGGUGUUGCGCUUGCUGAGGAGAGCUUAAGCCCUGUUAUUCGAAUCCAGGGCACGGUGCACCAAACUUCAUCCUUUGGGCACUUUUGGCGUGGCAGUAUCGCCAAAGGUGGAUCUCCUGUUUGUCGUGCUCGCUGCUUGCCUAUAAAGAAGGGCAUUGAGAUACCUUUGCCGGACGUUGUUAAUUGUUCUGCUAGAACGGGAUUAGAUAUGCUUGCAAAGCAUUACGGAGAUGCUUCAGGUUUUGAUAUUGUCUUCUUCUUACCAGAUAGCGAAGAUGACUUCGUUUCCUAUACUGAAUUUCUGCGCUACUUGGGCUCGAAAAGUCGCGCAGGGGUUGUAAAGGUUGAUUCAGGGACUACUUUAUUCUUAGUACCACCAUCAGAUUUCCUGACAAAUGUUUUGCAAGUUGAUGGUCCGGAGCGCCUUUAUGGCGUGGUACUGCACAUUCCACAAAUGUCCACUGCUGCUGUCCAGAGACCAUUGCUAACUGGACCAGAGUCACAGCCUUACUAUGGUAUGGUUUCAUCUAAUGACAACCACCACCAGGAUGCUCAGUAUCGAGGAUCUCUGCGUGAGGAAGCAGUUCAGUCAUCUCUAUCAAGUUUUCCUAUGAACCAAAUAGCAGGACAUCAAGCACAGGCUUCACUAAAGCCUGACAUAAUGGCUACGUUAGCUCAGCUUAUGCCAAAUGUGCAGUCAGCAGUUCCGGCAACUGGUCAGAUGGGUAGUCUUCAGCAACCGGGACAACAAGCUUCAGCAGCUCACUUGAGAAGCUAUGGGGGCAUGGCAGGUGCUCAGGAGCAAUUAACACAACAUACCGCUUACAAUCCUGAAAUGACUUUAAAUUUGCCACCGCCACCUCCAGCCCCUAGCCAUGCACCUAAUUCUGUAGGUAGCCAGCAGCAGUAUCAACCAGAGCCGUAUUAUGCAUCUCAAAACAACUACGGUUCGGUAGGUAGCCAUUCAAACCUCCCACUCCCUCCCCCGCCCCAAGUCAAUAAUGGUCCUUUGGCAGCAAACAACCAGGUGGGGGCAAACCCGAAUUUCUCCUCUCAGGUACAACAGCAACAAAAUGUUGCUUCUGGUUCUUCCCAAGCUCCUGAUGAGGCAGAUAAGAACAAGAAGUACCAGGCGACCCUCCAGUUUGCUCACAAUCUAUUGCUUCAGCUACAACGUGGAUCUGGAAAUCAACCUUGAUGCUAAGUUACUACUUCAGGUACUUUCGAUGGAAUGCUAGCUUCCCCGUCUCGCCUACAACGAACCGGCCCAUGAUGGUGCUGGUGGUUACCUGCUCCCUAUGAUGCAAUCAGUUGCUACCUACCUACCCAGACAAGAAACAACAAACGAGCGUCAAGUGUACCUCCCUUUUAUCUAGUCCCGUAUUAGACUUGUCAGAUAUCAAGAAAGAAAAAGACUUGUUUUAUUUUUCCAGUCUUGUACUUCAUGUUUUCUAGAUAUUUUAGCUUGGAACAUCGUAACCGUUUAUAUGUGUGGCCUAGUUGGCAUGACAUGCAUUAUGUGUUUCUUUUAUCAAAACAAAGGAUAUUUGUUCA